This is a messenger RNA of Colletotrichum chrysophilum, 723 nucleotides long. RefSeq lists its product as uncharacterized. The coding region runs from base 1 to 723 and encodes 240 amino acids. The transcript has 2 exons. NCBI's taxonomy places the organism in Eukaryota, Fungi, Ascomycota, Sordariomycetes, Glomerellales, Glomerellaceae. The record is from RefSeq and is a predicted model, not a curated record.
AUGGCCGACACCGCAACGGCCGAAAUUCCAAUAGUCGACAUUCCAGUAGCCGACGUGUCGAUAUCCUCCGCCAGCGAAGGAGAUGAAUACGAGGAUGUCACGAAUUCACUAUGGGCGUGCCUCUUGGCCGCGAUGUUGGCCCUGCAGGUCGGCGAGGCGUACCACUUCGACACUCGCGGUGAUUUAACUCUCAAAUUUGGUGGAGAUCAGUCCGCCUACGAGUUUGUCGUCUGUUCGCGCACACUUGGCCGCAGUUCGCCCGUCUUCCAGGCCAUGCUCUUCAACGGCUUCACCGAAUCCAAACCAUCAGAUGGCGCCGCCUGGAACGUCCAACGUCCCGACGACGAUCCUUCACCCAUUUUCCUCAUUUUGAGCAUCAUUCACGGCCACUUCCAGCAUGUGACCCGGACGCUCAGGGAGAAGCAGCUUUACGAAGUUUUAGUUGUCACAGAAAAGUACGACAUGACCAAGAUACUGAACCCAUUGGCUUCAACCUGGUUCGCCCCCUAUGAGGAAAUUCGUUUCCUCGGAAGCGACGAGACAUUUCCACUACUUUGGUCAUCCUGGGAACUUGGUCACAUAAAAGCGUUUUCUAGGUUUGCCGCAGGCUUAAUGGUCCGUCAGCCGAUCAAUGUCGAGGGCGAGCUUGUGACGGGUCACAAGACUUUACGUCGUCUGAGCGGUCUACCGUACCGGCAGCCUCCCGGACUUAUUGCCCGAUAA